UGUUCCUCGUGGAAGAACAACAAAAACACUUUAUGCCGUAUUUCUGGGUGAGACAAUACUUUACAUGAAACGCAGUUGCAGCCGAGGAGUGUAAACACGCGGAUAUUUAUACAUUUUGCUUUUGUUGACUUUUCGUGGACGUUACUGCUGUUGAGAGUUUGCUAGACUCGUUCAGAGCCGUUAGCCUCAUAAGCCCUCGUAUAUCCGGACAAAUGGCUGAGGUGUACGUCCGAGUUGCCGAGGAGGAGAAUGAGGAGCCCAUGGAGAUCCCGUCCGAGGACGACGGCACCGUUUUGCUGUCUACGGUGUCGGCCCAGUUUCCUGGGGCGUGCGGCCUCCGGUUCAGGAGCCCCGUAUCCCAGUGCAUGCGCGGAGUGAGGAUUGUCGAGGGCGUCCUGCACGCCCCGGAGACCGGAUGGGGGAACAUGGUCUAUGUGGUCAACUAUCCGAAAGACAACAAAAGGAAAAUGGAAGAAAUUGAUGCCUCUUCAGCUGUGAAAAUGAAGCGUGGCGAUAUGAAGACGUCGGACUUGAUUGUGCUGGGUCUUCCGUGGAAGACUACCGAGCAAGACCUGAAAGACUACUUCAGCACCUUCGGAGAAGUUAUUAUGGUUCAGGUUAAACGAGAUGGCAGGUCAGGAAACUCCAAAGGGUUUGGCUUUGUGCGCUUUACAGAGUACGAAUCCCAGGAAAAAGUCAUCUCCCAGCGCCACAUGAUUGACGGCAGAUGGUGCGACUGCAAGUUCCCUAACUCCAAGGUGAAUAUGGUAAUGUCCUCCCAAGCGGAACACUCCAUCGCAACACAUUUAAUGUUAUUGAGCACCAGAUUUUCUAACCCGGUACUAAUCUUGUCUUCACAGCAGGGGCCGGACGAGCCGAUGAGGAGCCGCAAAGUAUUUGUGGGACGCUGCACAGAGGACAUGACCACAGAUGAACUGAGGCAGUUCUUCAUGCAGUACGGUGAAGUCACGGACGUCUUCAUUCCCAAGCCGUUUCGUGCUUUUGCCUUUGUCACGUUUGCAGAUGAUCAGGUGGCUCAGUCUCUGUGCGGUGAAGACUUGAUCAUCAAAGGCGUGAGUGUCCACAUCUCAAACGCCGAGCCCAAACACGGCAACAGGCAGUUUGACCGCACGGCACGUUUCGGAAAUGGCUUCGGCGCCCAAGCGUUCGGGGCCAGUCGUAGCGGCAUGGGCAGCAGCAGCAACAGUAACAUGGCCAACUUUGGUUCCUUCAACCUAAACCCGGCAAUGAUGGCGGCGGCGCAGGCGGCCCUGCAGAGCAGUUGGGGGAUGAUGGGAAUGCUGGCCAGCCAGCAGCAGUCGUCGUCUUCGUCGGCCAGCGGCACCAGCGGUGCCGGCUCCACUCGAGACCAGAGUCAGUCAUUCACCGCGGGCAACAGCAACUACGGCGCCGGCUCGGCCAGCCUCAGCUGGGGCACAGGCGCAAACUCCACCAGUGGCGGUAGUGGGUUUAGCUCAGGGUUUGGCUCCAGCAUGGAGUCAAAAUCGUCUGGGUGGGGUAUGUAAAAAAAGCAAAGUGUGCGUGUGCGGUAAGUAUUGUGAGAAAGAGUGAAGUCUUUUAACACAUUUUCUUUGGGUGUCUGCCUAUCUAUCCGAACAACACUUUAUUUUUUUUGGGUGGAAGAUGUUUUGUACAUUGAAAGAAAAAGCAGCUAAUGAUUCUAACUAGAGCAGGGGUGUCCACACUGCUGUCCAGGGGCCAUUGGCAGCCCAUCAUCGUUGUUUCUCUUCCAGCCCAUGGCAUAUACUAAAAUAAGUGACAUUACAUGCAUGGGUUGUUUGCUUGAAUUUCACUACUUCCUUCAUCAUCAUCAUCAUCGGUUUAAAGUCCGUGUUCCAGGCGCCGCUGGGUUGGACUCGAUUCUCAGUAUGGCUUUCUUCCACCGGGGACAGUCCAUGGCCAUCUCGUGGUUGAGAGUCCUAUACCAAGAAAAUUUUUGGAGCAAAACUUUUUUACAGCCGGAUGCCCUUCCUGACACCAACCCAAGGGGAAAUAGAUUUUCUGUAGGGGUUGACUCCCUUAGCCCAUUCCUCUCCCGAGGAGCCCACUGGGCAGUGGUACUAUUUAACCCAUAGUUGGGGGCUGGUUCGUGGGCACCAGGGCGUGUCCGCACACCGGUGGGCCUGCGUGCCGCACGUCUAGGGGCCAAACCUCCUCCGAGAGUCCCUUGUAGUUUAGCCUGGGUCCGUGUUGUACCCAGUUACCAUAUGUCGCCGCGUGGAGGAACUACAUAGGGCUUGCUGUUAGAGAGGCUUUGUACUGGCAGGGAGAGACUUACGCACUCGGCUCUCCCGUUCGCAUACUGCUAGCCAGCGGUGAGGGUUGACAGAAGUGACAUGCACUGGGCACUCCACCAACACACUAGACUCAUCAUAACAACCCGACUUGGUCUUAUGAAGUCAGGCACACUACUUCCUUCACUGUCUGGAAAGGCAGGAGGGAGAAACAAAUCAGAGUUUUAUCACCCAGUUUGUUUUUUUAGUUGCUUAAAUAUUUGUACAUACUGCUUAGUAUUGAUGUGUAAAAGUGAUGCAUGUCAGUGGUUCUUAUACCCUUCAAUUUGUCUGCUUAUCAACCCUUGGAAGAAAAGUUUGGACACCCCUAAUUUAUUGACUAGCAACUAAAGUAUUUUUUUCCCUCUGCCUGUCUCUUUUACAUCAAUUUCAACUGGAUUCUCUAAUGGAUGUAUUGUGUACUUAGAUCAUUUAAGAUGGAGAAAGGAGGAAAAAAAAACGUUUGCCAUCAUCCGGCUAUGUUCUAAUUUCAGGCAAUCUUGCAUUGGGAAGAAUCUGGUUGAAAGUUUACCUUUUUUUUUUUUUUAAGUGGACAAAAGCCUUCAUUGAAAUCUCUUCUGCAGUUGACCUCUCUUCCGUUUCCCUGCAAGGAAGCUCCGAUAUGGCAGCAUUGUCGCAGCGGCGAUAAGCGCUAUCACUCUCCCUCUUCCUGCCUGUGUAAAUGCUAUGCCAUCAAACAACGGCUUCACUCCGCAUGUUCUCACGAGACGGUGGGUGUGUUUUCACUUUUUUUAUUGAUUGGAGCGAGAACUGCGCAAGUGACAUUUUUUUGGAUGCGGGGGGGAAUCUGAGUGCGGAUGGCUUGUGGCGAAGAGUGGAGCGGUUGGUGAGUGAGCGGACUGAGGACUGCCUGUGCGGUGAACGAGCCUCCCCCCUAAAAUGUGACUGAUUUUCUAUGAAUGUGUGAGUGGAACCAGCAGAUGCGACAAGCACCUCACCCCUUCAAUGUGGACAUCUAUUUGAUUAGUAUGUCAAAAGAUUUGUUUCCCCACUUUUUAACCUUUGCAAGAUUUUCCACUUCUACCAAUUGUGUCAACAUGAAAAUGUAGUGGAGUGUAGUGCUCUUUGUAAUGCUUCUAUAAUCAGAGUUGAAUGCUGUAUGGUGUGUGCUGUUCCUUGUUCCUAGACGGAUAUGUAGGUGUGUAUUUGAUGUGGAUGACGCAGACUGAUGAAACCCCUGGUGGGGAUGUCAGUGUGAUGUGAGAACGUGGAGUCUCCCUUUUUUAUAUCGCCUAUUAAUGUUUGUGUGGCAAAAGUUGUCAAAUGAAGGGAGGUGUCUAAUAAAAUUAAUAGAUUAAGUUGAUGCUACUUGCGUGGGAUUAAAAAAACUAAUUCAAUUCACACAUCUAGGGACCUUGGGCUCCGCUGGUCGAGGUCUCCAUUUGAACCCCGACUGAAGGACGAAGACGGAAAUUCCAACACUUUGAGUGUAUGGCCUUCUCAGACAUGUGGUAGUACCUGUCUUUUUGCUCACUUUCUUAGCUUGUCAAAAAGAGAAACUGCUCUAUUUUCCCCCUUCUGCUUGAAUGGGAGAUUUUCAUGUACUGCUGUGAGUGCCUGGAUAAAAGGGUAUUUUCUUUCCAAACUCUUAUGGUGAUUGGAUGACUAACUGUCAAGUCUGUGGAAUGGUCACUGGUGUUACGCUUUUGUAGAAAGCUUACAAAGUCAACAAUGAGUAUAGUAUGCCUACUCGACUAUUUUACAGAGCUGGUGCCAACGCAUCAACAAAGAUAAAUGGAUUUACACUGCAGGUCCAAGUGGCCAAUUCUGAUUACAUUUGUUGUGUAUUUCAGGUGACAAACAUACAAUAUAGUUUUGUCUAUACUGACGGAUCACAUGGGCCUAAUCUAAUUUCUUUGCAACCUCCCUCCUCUGUUUGACAAUGUCUCCCACCAGCGAUCCUAUUGAGGAGAACAGGGUGAGUUGGGGCAACCCAGCCUAUUGAAUUCACUGUGGGAAACCACCACAUUACUCUACUGUCUAAUACUGCUUGUUUAAUGUAGCAUAUUUACGCCAUAUUGUGUGUGCUCUUCUAAUUCCCAUUUUUGUAGGCGUAAUUAAAGUGCACUGCCAUCCCACGUAUCCUAAAGCGCCAGCCAACGGCAAAACACAAAUCGGAAUUAAGUCACUUGCAACAUGCCGUGUAAAUCCAUGUGUUAGAGCAGGGGUCUCAAACUCCAGUCCUCGGGGGGCGCAUUCCUACAUGUUUUCCAAGUUUCCCUCGUUAAACACACCUGAUUCAAAUGAUCAGUUCAUCCUCACGUUCUGCAGGAGCCUGAUAAUUGAAUCAGGUGUGUUUAAUGAGGGAAACUUUGAAAACAUGUAGGAAUGCGGCCCCCGAGGACUGGAUUUUGAGACCCCUGUGUUAGAGGAAAUAAAACAUGACAAAUAAAUUUUUGCCAUCUUGUUGACAUGUUUAUUAGAAUGUUUGGGACAAGAGUGGGGAGGCGUUAGGAUUUUCCUGUGUCUUAUUCUAUGCUAUUAAGAGUCUUUGCUCUUCUUCUUCAUUUUCAAAGCCUUCUGCUCUUUUUCCACUUCUUCGCUUUUCCUCUGUAUGUGUAUCGACUGGAAUAAAGAGGAAUCAAACAAGAA
Messenger RNA from Syngnathus typhle (broad-nosed pipefish), 4907 nucleotides. It is a transcript of the gene tardbpb, whose product is annotated as TAR DNA binding protein b. The record is from RefSeq and is a predicted model, not a curated record. Bases 213 to 1526 code for a protein of 437 amino acids. Gene Ontology annotation, cellular component: nucleoplasm. Gene Ontology annotation, molecular function: RNA binding. NCBI's taxonomy places the organism in Eukaryota, Metazoa, Chordata, Actinopteri, Syngnathiformes, Syngnathidae. Gene Ontology annotation, biological process: regulation of gene expression. The transcript is spliced from 5 exons.